This is a messenger RNA of Symsagittifera roscoffensis, 7346 nucleotides long. RefSeq lists its product as uncharacterized. NCBI's taxonomy places the organism in Eukaryota, Metazoa, Xenacoelomorpha, Acoela, Convolutidae. The record is from RefSeq and is a predicted model, not a curated record.
AUGAUUUCUGGGGUCAUUCUAAGGAUUGAGGUAUGCUACGAGUAUGUGCGGGUGGGGGUGGAAGAGGGAGUGGAGUGGGGCGAGGCGGAGGGGGAUGAACCAGUGUGGUACUAUGGACAUGUGUCUUCAUCGCCACUCAACGCAUUUCCAAAAGUGCCACUCAUGGGUCUGAUCCCUGUGUCGCACGUCACCCACGUCAUUCCAAGAGACCUGGAUAUCAAUCUGAGUGGCUCACAUGAAGACGAAGAAUCAGAUGAAGGGAAGGACAAAGAAGAGGGUGAGAAUGGUUCUGCCGCCAGCUGCAGUUGCGACAGGUGCUGGUGAGGAGUGACCAGAUGGGAUUGUCUUUCAAGCCCGGACCCAUGACCCAAUUCCACGACAAGUUUGUAAGACGUCGUGACCAAGUGCUGGGGCUGAACUCAUUGCAAAGAUGGGGUGAGAUCCAAACGGCCUUUAUUCAACAGACUAUAACGUUGACACCUCCGACGCCCUCUGCUGCUUCGGGGGGAGGAACUGUCGCCCGUUUUGGAAACAACAACAGCCGAAGCAACAGCGUAACUGGCAUCGAGAUUCCAAAAGAGACGAGGAGUUUGUUUCUGUUUGUUAAGUUGCAGUCAUUGAAGAUGAUGUUGCCGAAGCCCCUGAAAAAUGACAGUUUCGGAUUUGCUCAGACUAGGAAGCACUGGCUGAGAGUAUCUGUUUACUUUAUAUCUUCAGCUCAGACUGCUCCGCAGGGCGAUAGACCUGGAGAACUGAUGCAGGAACCCUUCUUGGUGUACUUGCCGCUGCCUAUGUCAGUAGGCUACUCCUCUCAGGGGGAUGGACUCAACACAGCCCCUUCUCCCCAAGACAAGAUCGAGAUUGGACAGUACUUGACACCCUAUACUGCAUCGUGUCUGUUCGAGCGUGUGUCUGUGUGUGCAAGUGGUGCGUCGUCUUCGUUCUUGGGUGGUCGUGGUGCUGCUGGAAACUCCAAAGUCCGCAUCUAUUGUGACCUGCUCGUUCAGAGCAGUAAGGGGUCAUUGGAGGUCAUUGCCAAGUGUGGUCUUCCACUGGGCAAUAAUGAGAUGGAUGCUAUGGCCCAGGGUAUGAUUCAUCCAACUAUGGCUCAUUCUCAGCUGCAGCAGCCUCAGCUUUACUCGGAAAAUGAUUUCUCACUCCGACCGACUGCAUCUGCGCUCACUACUGAAGAGCCUUCACAGACCAAGCCAAAGGGCAGGAAAGACUCUUGUUCACCGAGUUAUAUUCAACAUCACGACAGCUCAUUAGUGGAGGGAAGACUAAUCAUGCAGAUGGUAGUUGCAGAGAGUUCGGCCAGAGCGAGACAGCUGCUCAACCUGCCGCCCCGCCCCUCGGCUGACAGGCCAAUGGAAGAAGGGGACCAAGGGAUGGGCGAGGGGCUGCUGCAGUGCAGUAUACCUAUACGCCCUGUGGGGGCGACUAUCAGUCCUGCAAACGUAGGGCUAGGCGUGGGAGGAGUGUGGAAUUUUGCCCACUUGAGGCUGAGACGACUGUGGCUGGGGGCGAAGAAGGACAAGGAGAAGAGACUCUUCGUGCGUGUGCAACUCAUUCGACUCAAAGACGAAACAGACAAGUUCCAGGUGGUCGAUGAGGCGCUACGAGUUGGAGUGGGAGCGGAGUGGUGUGGCCAAUACAUUAGUCCUUCGUUCACAGUGCCCAAGCACGCGAAGGGGGAACUCCUUUUACCCCUGGAGGACCUUGUCACGGUGCGCUUCGGAAGCAACCACUUGCAGCACUUGUUUCUACUCUUCUCGAUUUAUAAAGAGAAUCACCAGCAGCAGGAUUCGGUGGGCGGUGGUGGCGUGGGGGCAGUGGUGCCUGAGUUUGAGCUAUUUCUGCCACUUAGUAACAGACUGUGUGCGGAAAACCUUGAUGGACGCACCGCACGACGUUCGCAGACCAACCUGGCGCUUCAGGCUUAUACAGCUGUGAUAAGUCUUCAGCCCCGUAACCUUCCACGCGUUAAUCCCUUCCCAGGACAAAAACUGAGUGGCAAACGUUCUUCUAUUGGGAGCUCGAGCCAUGAUGGGGGAGAAUCUCAUGGAACUAGUGGGACAGGGGGUCUGUCACAUUUCGGAGGGGGAGACUGCAAAGCUGUGGAAGAGAAAUUAGACGUGGAUCUGCACGUGAUGUCUUCUCUUAGCAGCGCGUCAGGGAAGAUAGUGGCACUGCUGCAAAGCAUUCCUGACCAGAAGAUGUUCUACGAGCAGACCAUGAACUUAGAGAACAAUUUCCCAGACGCUCUCUGGGUGAUGCCACAAGUACUGCUGAAAGUGCUUGGCUACUUGAGUGAAAAAAUGGAUCUUGGGCGGAAGGAGUGGGACAACGGGUGGGCGUUUCUACUGGACUUGCUCUCUCUAAUCGUGCGACACUCGCCUGAUCCCCUUCAACUGAACACUGACAAUGACACGACAAGCAAAGAGGGCUCAGGACAGACUCUGGACUGCUGCCAGUACCUAGUGUCUCGAGAGGGGGGAUUCCUCAAUCUUCUGAACAAUUCUCGAAUCUGGAAGUUCCUUAUGACACGCUUCAUCGACAGUUUGGAGAAACUAGCGAGUGAAAGUGUCCCAAGUGACAGAGACAGCAGGACCAGUCGCUCAUUCCCCACUCCCAGUCCGGAAACUACCCCUGCCCCGCCAACUAUCCCUGAGAUUCAUUCAAUCCAAACUGGCCUGGCAGCUUUCACCGCCUCUGGACUUGGAAUGGCUUCCGCUGUUCCACAGAGAGCUUCAACCGCUCCGCUGUCUUCGGUCUCCAGCACAACUCCAGCACAACUGAGAGAAGAGAUGAAGUUGUUCAGGUGUUCUAGUAUCCUUUGGCCCUGGAUCAAGCAAUCACUCAGUCUCCACGUGAUCAAAGAGAACAGCAGAGGUGCUCAUGGUAACAGCCACAAGAUCUUCAAGACAUCGCCUGAAGCACUGAAAGGGAGUGACGAAUUCUGUCAGUUGAGUGCUCGUCUGAUCAGUCUCCUCGAAGGGGGUCACAAGGGGGGCACUUUCAUCCGCCUUUCGGGAGAGGAGGAAGCACUAUGCAUGGCACAGUUCUACACACAUGCAUUCAUUGCUUUCCCACAUUUCCAUGGUGGUCUGAGGAUGAUUCGGAGACUGAAUCUGCAGAUGAGUCAUCUCUCCCUCUGCUAUACAUCGGCCGAACAUCUCCGACAACCCAAGUACCGAAAUGUGUUGAGUGGGUUGGUGCGGAGUGUGUUGAGUCACACGGUGCAAGUGCAGAGUGCCCUGAAGAAGUACUACCCCCAAUUCAGCCAACUCCUCACACACAUCCUCACUUUCUACCACACCAACACGCACACUCAGACACUGAGACACCACGACAACAGCCCUCAGGGCUUCCAAAUGCAGAGCCGAGAUGUGGACUUUCUGCUGGUGGUGUUUGAGAACAUUAACUUCUGGCUGCAGUCUGGAUACACCAGCACCCACCACUCCAAGGGGACGAGAGACAGCGCCCAGAGUGAUCCCCCAGAAGCAGAGGAGGAUGACGAGGACCAAGCUGACGGGGAUGAUGAUGAUGACAGUGGGCUGCCGCCAGGCGUCAAUGACAGUUGUUACCGGGUGCUUUGCUGUGCAGUUCAGUUCAUUCAGCUAGCCUCAUCGGUUGACUUGGUUGCUCUGAGCAAAGGAAACGUGGUUUCUUUGGCUCGCAGAGUCAGGCAAUUACUCAAAAUUGCCCACGAAGUGCUGUGCUUCAGUCGUGAUUGCAUUCUUCCGGGUCAAGACUACCUAUUGAUGAAAGUGCACAUCUGUCUGCAGAUCUACAACUUUCUAUUCCACGACUCCAACAGGAACAGGGGCUCCUCUGUGUUUGACAUUCUGCUCCACAGCAGGCAUAUUAGUCCCAACGAGAACUGCGAACAGUAUAUAUACGUGUUUGAAUUGUUGCUGCAAGUGUGCCAUGAGUUGGUGUGUAGCGACCAGUUGCAGCUGGAGAGGAUGGGCCCGGUGACUCAGAACAUGUUGAAACUGUGCAUCCGACGUCAAACACACCAGGCAGACCCAGAGGCUCUGAGUGAGCAAGGUGUGUGUUUCCUGGACGUUCGACACAGCAUCGCUUAUCUUCUCAAGGAGCUGCACAAUGCCAUCAUCUGGCCCCUAGUUCUGUCUGUUCACGGAAAAUCUGCUAGUUCCGGAGAAAGUGUCGGACUAGGUAGUGGCAAGUUCUUCGAGAGACCCUACCCUCUGAGGGAUAUAUUACACAUGUCUCUCUCCUCCCCCGAAGGAUACACCCUGUCUGCCUUCUGCGAGAUACUAGCUGCUCUCUACUGUCUUCUCACCAAACUCAACCCUCACCAGGCAUUCUCUGAGCUAGUGAAGGAGGUGGACACAUUUAUUGGUUUUAAACACAAGAUGGGAGACCAAGCGUACGUCGACACAUUCAGGAGCAGAAUGAUAGAACGAGUGAACUUGAGUCCUCUUGUGGACGCCUCUCGCAGACAGAGUGAAGUGAAAAGAAUUGAGAGUGUGACUUCAGUGCAGAUGAAAGACCUGCUCAGUGUCCGCUCCUCCGUCGCCUCCGGACUCGACCCAGACCUGCUUAUUCUGUACACUAGUGACCUGCUGAAGUUUUACGCAGGAGACAGAUUGUACAAGGUCUCUACAGCUGCCUCUGUUGAUGGAGGCAUUUCACCUUCUUCCUUUUCUGGUGCCCCGGGAGCAAUAACGCCAUCUGGAUCCUCUGCGACUGGCGUGGGAGACCUGAGUGAGAAUGUUCUCUUCAUUCGAUACCACAUGAGAAUCUACUCGCUCAAUGUGACUCAUCAUAAUCUCACUUCGGCUGCCGAGACACUGAUGGAGUUUGUCAUGCUUCUCGAACGACUCGACGAGAAGAACAAGCGUACUCGGCCGAACAGUGUGGCCCAUCUGGCGGACGAAGUGCCCUCCGAGUUCUACCGGGAGGGAUUCACGACCUUGGAGAUGUCCAUACACAUACUCAACAAGGCAGCUACUCUGUAUGAACAGCAGAAGCUUUACGAGGCGGCGGACUACGCGAGGGACCAGCUGAGUAACUUCUACUACAGGAAGCUGGAUUACGAGGGAAUCGCCAUCAAUAAUGUGCAUAGAGCCCAGCUUGCGUGCAAGAUCAAAGGAGUGUCUCUUCGGGAGAAAGUGGAUCAAAUUCUUCCGCCAGAGACCGGAGGGUUCGAUAUCACAGACAGCAAGAGGAAGACAGGCAGAGGUAUUCUUGCAUCGAUCUCGGAAUCGGCAGAUAAAAUGCAACAGCAACAGCAACAACAGGUGUCUUCAGUUCGGACAAUACACACUCGUGGAUUCCAGCUACAGUUCUAUAUGGUCAAAUUCCCACGAGUAGAGUCCAGCGCUUUUCCUGGAUUGAACAGCGGACCAGGCGCAGAUAAACGCGUCCAAAUCCCAAAGGUGUUCGAGGGCAAGACUUUUAUAUACAGUGGAGAGAAUUUGUCCUCUUUUGAGCUGGAGAACUACCUGCGUACCCUCUUUCCUCAUCACUCAGUUGUAAGGGAAGAACACGACAAACAGGCCCAAACAAGCGACAUAGUGUAUGCUCAACUGCACCCGCAACUAUGGCUCCCAAAGCGCUUCAAAAUGGCCCUGUUUCUCUCGUCUGACAGUCCAGAUGUUGAGUUCUACCGAACUCAUGCGAUUAGCAUGUUCGAGAAACGAAUCCCGGUAUCGGAAGUCGAUGAACUGAAAGACAUCGAGUUUGAUGACGAUACUGCUAAAAUGCUGUUCAAUUAUGACGCAUGCGGAAGUGAUAAAGAGAGGCAAAAGCUACUCAAGGAGUGGAAACAAAAUCUAAGAGCAGCUGCAGUGUUUGGAAUGAAGGUGACUAAGUACAAACUGACAGAACAGAACUUGGUGAACCGUAAUGAUACAGAGCUGUACCCUGGAAAGUGCAGAUGGCAGCCCAUAGCCAUGGCUAAACCACCUUCAAUCAAGCAUUCGUGUGAAUUGGCCAAGACUGAACUGGUUCGGUUCCUGCAGACUGUGUGCGAUAUCUACUUCCAGUUCCAUGAGCAGAAAUCAUACCCUGCCAGACAGCUGCAGACUCUGAGGGCGUUCAUGGAACUGAUCUCGAAAAUCAUAUCGCCCAUCCAGGGUGGGCUCAAGAAACAGUGCCUCGCUUUCUUGUCGCCCCAGUACAGAGAGCGAGUUGGAAAAGAAAUAGUGAGAGCCGAAUUCGAGAAAUACUUGGGAGAGUUGCUGCGGGCUCUGGUGGUGGUGUCGCGUACCAUCGAGCAGUUCGUAGAGUCGAGUCGAGACGAAGAGGCACUCAGAGGCAAGGGGGCCGAUUUGGAGCUGUUGUUGAGUGCGGCGGGACAAUACGACACACACUUGGCCUCCAUAUUUGACGAGAAGAUGCUCAAGACAGAAGGCGACUCCCGAGCAGUCAUGAUGGAGGUCAAGCAGUUCCUCCGCACCGAGCAUCUCUACAGAGUGACCAAGACAGAUCCCUGCAUCCAUGAACAAGACCGGAACUUGACGGGUGAUCUAAUGGGCAGAAUUGCAGCCGAGGAGCUUGAAGGGUUUAUGAGGGAGGGUGGAAAGAGGGCGUCUCUUCUAAUUGAAGAGUGGACUAAUAGAGGAAAGGGGAGGGGAGGAGAGUCACUGCUGCCCCCAAUCUCGUGAUUAACCCAAACUGACAAACAUACUAAAUAAUCAACCUAUAUUGUUCGCCCACUCUAUUCUUGCCAUAUAGAUAAUUUUUAGCGUUAUCAGAAAAACUGCGUCCAAAAAUCAGUAAACGCAGCAAAUGAAAAACAGAGGUCAGAAAAAACUGAUGAACUCACCUGUUAUAAUCAAUCAGUAGCGGAUUUAAAGGGGAAGGAGAAUUCGGCCGCCUGAGCGCACAAUCCUAACUUGGGUACUAUUUCAAGACAUUAGCUUUGGGCUGAUCGACCAUAAUUUUUUUCUGAAGGCGCCUUGGGGGGAUCCGUGCGUCGAAAAAACGUAAGAUUUUGGUUAUGACAUUACAAAAAUUACCUAUAAGUGUUUUUUGCAUUUCUUCCAAUAAAUUGGUCAUUGUGAAUUGUGCGAGUUUGUAAAAUCAAUUAGGUCUACCUAAAAAUGUCUACCUACCCCACCUAGAGAAUCCUAGAUCCGCCCCUGGUUAUAACCAAUCACGCUCAAUGAAGAUCUAGAUGAUAACCUGCGUAUGUAAAUGUUUAAAUGUUGUCAAAUAUUUCCGCUAGCAGUGGGAUGCUGAUGCUGUUUUUAACGAUUUGUACAUCAUGCUCAUACGUAACCGUGUAAAGUUGAUUGACUGAAACUUCAUCUGAAACUAACAUACAUCGUGACACUUUAAUAUAAUCAGAACAAUUUCAAGCUUUGCUUCAA